This is a messenger RNA of Perkinsus marinus ATCC 50983, 9768 nucleotides long. RefSeq lists its product as hypothetical. The record is from RefSeq and is a predicted model, not a curated record. Bases 1 to 9768 code for a protein of 3255 amino acids. The transcript has 87 exons. NCBI's taxonomy places the organism in Eukaryota, Perkinsozoa, Perkinsida, Perkinsidae.
AUGCCGGGGUGGAGUCAAGUUGGCAAGAAGAAGAGGAGCCUCGACCAGAUGCCGAAGAAGAGGCAGAUAAAGGCCCCUCGAGUGGUGGGGAGGGAAGAGAAUGUGUUUGCCGAUCUAGAUGAUAGUCUGUCUGAUGCGGCUCAUGGAUGCUCAUCGGGUGGGGAGUGGUGUAGCGGGGAUGAGCGGCUCCGAGGGAAGCAGAAGGAGAUACUGGUCAAUGGGCAGAUAAGGUCAGUAGACAGUGGUGGUGUGUCGGUACAGAGGCUCGCUGUGGAGACCACUCGGGUUGGCAACAAGAAGAUGCGGAAGAGGGUAGAACGAGAAUGGAAACGCAAGAAUAAGAUCAAGAUGGAGGAUGCCAAUGCUGAUACACUCAUCGCGUUUCUGCUAGGACUGCUACCCCCAUUGCGAGAGUUCGACCAGCCGGAUGCCUCGAGUGCCAUCCUUGCCUCUUGGUCCGACCAAGAGAUAGACGAGUUGUUGGAAUGCAAGAUCUGCUACACGUUGCGACCAGUGUUCAAGCAGUUGCCCUGUCCACAUCGUUACUGUUCGGAGUGCGUUGACCAACUCGAGAAGAUUCCGGGGCCCUCAUCUGGUUGUGCUGGUCCCGAAUCGAUAUGUUGCCCGGAGUGCCGAGUGCCUUGUGAUACCGGCCUCAUCACAUACGAUGUGAAGACUCUACAGAAGCUCCUUGAGAGGAGUGCCCGUUGUACACAUUUCCUCCACGGCUGCGACUGGAAGGGACCGCUUUGCCAUCGGCCUUUCCAUCCGUGUUCCUUCGAGGAGUGGGCGGAGGAGAAGCAGCAACAGCAAAUGAGUGGAGGGAGCUCUGGUUCGAAAACAGCACUUCUUGAUUCUCCUGCGGAGGUUGACCCAAGACUCAGAGACCGGCCACCAAGGCCUACUGCCCCCAAGGUAGCCGCCUUCAGUGGCUCUGCUGGGGCCAAUAUCGUGAGUACCCCGAGCUUGGCUAAAGCACCGGCUGCUAGCAGGAGGCUCACCAAGGGAUUGGUGCCGCCCGUGAGGCCCAAGGGGAUAGCACCAGGGACUAAGGGGCUCCCUAAGGGAAAAGCAUCGCAUCCUCUAAUUCUGGAUAUGCCCCAGACUUGGCAGCAACUGACCAAGAAACAACGAGCCCAGCUAACGGCUACUACUGCUAAGGCUAAAAGUGUACCAAAGGCCCCUACUGUUGGCAAGGCCAAUAGUGUACCGAAAGCCGCUAUCGUUGCUAAGGUCGCUACUGUUGCCAAGGCCGGCACAGUGGCAAAUGCCGGUACAGUGGCGAAGGCCGCUACUGCUACUAAGGCUCCUCCUCCACCUACUUAUACUGCGACUAUAGCUGCCUCCACUACUAGAGCCGUCCUCGAUAAUGCGGCUAGUGUCGUCAGCAAAGCUCCAACUGCUACCGAGGCUACAACGCCUAGUGAUGCUUCCAAGACGACCCCUCCGAAGGCUGUCACUGCCCAACUCACCACGACGGUGCCCAACACCCGAUCGCCUAGCGUCCUCGUCCCGCCACCCGAUGCUCUCUUACCGACGCCCCUCACACAACAGUCGAAUGGUCCAGUCAUGUCAGGACUGCGUGGGGCUGGGCGACGAGUUGAGCCCAAUGGGGCUACUCUGAGGGGUGUUCGAUCCAGCUUCGCUCAGUACCCGUCAAGGCAAGGAGCUAAUAUCAACUUCGCCGAGCGACCUGGGAAUAAUUCACUCACAUCUAGUACUGCCCCUGAGCGGGUAUCGCCUCUCCCUACUGAGAUCAGAGACCUCCGCCUGCAGUCACUAUUGGCAACAACAAUGACGAAGUUAGGGCCUCGACGAGUUAAUUGGGCUGAUGAGGUUCACGUGGGAGCACCGGUACAAGAAGGCGUCUCUGAGCGGUACCCUACUGGGAAGGCACCGACCGGUUUCACGAUUGAUGGUCCUUUGUCGCUUACUCAUGGGCCUGGCCGCCGAGCUCCGCAAGCUGUGGAUCGAAGGGGCGAAAGGGAUCGAUCGAUGAUGAGUAACUCCGUGGACGAUGAGUUGGAUAGACCGCCGAAUACUCCAUCAGCAUCUAGGAGUCUUAAGGGUGGGGCGUUUGAGCGGACUGACUUGGACCUUGCGGGAGGAGUGGAGUCGGAUCACCACCAAGGGGCCUUACGGGGAGAUCCCCAGAGUCUAGCGAGGUCGGCUCAGAAUGUUGCAGUGGGGGAGCUCGACGAGGCAAAGCCAAAGACGAGAGAUGAGAAGCCCCGACUUGUAGACAGUAGUGGGGCCAAGAAAACCCCAACGAAGCCAUCGCGACCACCUCGACCGAGGGCACCACCGGUUCUGCGGCAUCCGGGGUCUGUUGAUUAUCGGCUCGAGAGGGAGCGGGUAGUUCCUCGAAGAGGAACAGAUGGAAUGGAUAGGAAGUCGAUCGCCCAACCAUGUAAACCGUCGCGGCCGCCCUCUAUACCGCGGAGUAUAUCCAAUGAGGAUCAUGAAACGCAGCCGGUGGGUUCGAGCAGUGGUGAACAGCGGCCUACCCGACCCAGUCAUAAACCAGUACUUAUGAAAGCGCUUACUAUGAGAGGCCUUGUUGUUGAGAUCCCAGUCCCUCGUUCCCCCCUGCCCGAUGGAGCCACCUGCCCAGAGUGCUUGUGCACGGUGAACGCCGAGACUCAGGGGAAGCUGCCGUUGGGGAUACAUCUACUACCUUUGAUCAACCUCAGCGACCUCGAGCACAUAGGAGACCUACCAUCACUACCAGAGAGCUUCGAGAUGGCUCAGGCGGCUCCUCCUCAUAGGGCAGUAGGCACGCCAUCUUCCCUCUUGGAAACAAGUAGUGGAGGGAAGGAAAAGUUUUGGGAGAGUGUGGAUCUACCGCAAGACCUGGUGGCUGAGGUCAUGAAGCGAAUGAAGCAGCAUCAUCACCAUAAACAUCGAGCUGUACCUCUACCGGACCAUGACCAUGCUUGGCUGUUGAAUCAGCUGAAGACCCUAGCCGCUAUAGUGGAUGCUCAAGCACUCCGUGACCGGGGAGCUGAACUAAAACUAGCUGCUCAACAGCAGCAGCAGCGAGAGGAGGUAGCCCCUCCGGACGCCUUCCAUGACAUUAUGGCUGCACAUCAACAGGGAGGGAUAUGGCGAGAUUUCAUGGGACCAUGCUCGGCCUUCGUACCGUAUGCUAAGGCGGUCCUGGUAGGGGACUUGGGCGUUGAGGAGUGUUGGCGGAGAUGUACUCAGCAGUAUUUCUUCUGUACACAGACACACUAUGCUGCUGCGGGUCAAACCUGCUAUUUUGGUCAUGGCCUUAGCACUCUCCUCGAUACCACUCCUGCUGGAAUGCAGCCGAUUGGAGGGUCGUUGGACACUUGCCGAUCUUUGACUGAGCUUGGGUUUAGAGAGCUCAGGAGUAGCAGGAUUCAUAGCGGGGCCCCUGAGGCCCCUGAGGAUGAUGUUCCCAAUCUGUCACCAUUUACUGUAGUACCUGGCAGUGGGAGGUAUCUGUUGGUACAGCCUAACGUGGGCAUAGUAGAAGGAGAAAGGGCAGAGGAUGAGGAGACGGUGCGAGUGGAAAGGGCCGACACCUUCCUACAGUGUCAGUCUAACUGUCUGGCAUCUGACUGGUGUGCUACGGCAGUCUGGAUCGAUCGGGGGUCUGAGGGGAGUAGCAUAUGUGCUAAGGGUAGCAUGCUGUUGCCUGGGAAGAGCACCACAGGGUGUCCUAUGGAUGGUAGAUGCAUGGAAGUUUGUGGGGGACAGGAUUGUGUCCCGUCCAUUCGGAACCCCUCGGGCAUCUCUACAUUGUCUUGGCGUUACCCAGGGGAGGCAUUUGACUUUAUAGUGACAGUAGAUGCGAAGGCUCCGGAACAGACGACGACCUUUGGCUGCUCUGAUUCUGACUGUGUCGAUGGUAUCAAGAGGUGCCAUAUGGCUUGCCAUGCGGCUUCGUGUCGAGGAGGAUGGAUCGAAGUUGUGGCCGAGAGGGACGAAGUCAAGUGCUUCCUAUCAUCUGGUUUCCCUGCUGUGGCCGGGUCUGGUGCGGCGAGCGCAGCAGAUAAAGGCGUGACCUCCUCCCCCGCUGUGUGUCCACUAUCGGCUCGAGCAUGCCUUAUGUUCGCGUCGGACUAUAUGAUGUUGCCAAGGCCGAUGAUACAGGCGGCGCAGGUAUGGCUCGAGCAGUCGCCUGGUGGUAGCCCUAGAGGAGGGAAUGGGAUAGCUCAUCAGUCUGCUGGGAUGGGAGCUGACAUUGAAGUUCUAUCGGGGUGGGGGAGGUGUAUGCCCUUCCACGCUGGCUUGUCGGCUAGUCCGGACAGCAGCUUUGUAGCGAGGGAUAGGUGGGAGUGUUGGAGGCUGUGUCGAGAGAUGAACGCAGAGUGUACACAGGUGGAGUACCACAACAACACGAAUGUGUGCGUAUUGGGCAAUGGGGUGGCAUCAAGAGUGGAGCACUCUAAGAAUGGGGCCAAGUCGAAGAGCCCUGUGUUCUGUCAUUCUAUCCGUAAAGGGCCGUCACCAACACAUGGCUUGCCUGGUAUGAUGAUCGUGGGCAGCAUCACUGGUGCUGAGUCUGGCAAUCAUUGGUUCAGAGGAUACCAGGGGGUUGAACCUGGGUCGUUCGCGAGAGAGACCAGCAAGGUUCCGAAGUUGAGUGAUGUGUGCGACUUUUCAGCCACCACAUUGGUAGAGACGUUGGAAGAGUGCCAGACUUUAUGCGAGAAGGCCACUGAUGAGGCAACUAAUGCUGACUGCAGGUACGGAGGCUUCGAGUCGUGUCGGGCUGUGAGGGCAGCCUGCAGGGGUAAUGCGGCGGGAAGGCAUGGGGGAGCGGAAGAGUGCAAGAUGUGCAAAAAUGAUAAGGGCGGGAUUUGCCGGAUUGGGUCAGAGACCAAGCCUGGGGGGUCUGGAGUGGGCAGUGACGAGUGCCUUAGUGGCGCCUGCAAGUGGUUCGAAAUGGGAGCUGUGGGGUUCAGAGUGAAGGCAGCAUCUGAGGCCGCCAAGUACGUGGAUCAUCUCCCACUGAACAGUAGUGGUUUGAUAUGUCCCCAGGGGGGCGUUGUCAAGAGAGAUGUUCUUGGGAGAUGCUAUCAUAGUGUCGAGAGCAUGUGGCAUUGCCAUGCCUUGUGCGAAGCGCAGACGGGGGAGUGUAUGGGAGGGCUCUAUGUGGACUCCCUCCCUGCUGAGGGAGGUGUGACGGCCAAGGGUAAAUGGUGUUAUCUUGCUAUGUAUUUGCGGUAUCACGCGAGUGACUAUGAGGAUGCUAAAGUCCAUAGACUGUUUGGUAGUAGCAACUGUGCCGCCUUCACUAGGGACGGUGUAGGGAAGCUGCCAACACUAAGGGUUACUGGUAGCAUUGCUGCUGACCAGGCUGUUGAGAGAGCUCCACAGGGAGCGGUUAAUAUGACGGGAGUAUGUAAUGAGUUUGACGAGCUUGAUAACACUAUGAUGGAGGGAUCCCCAGCAGACUUCUCAUACAACCCUAUGUAUGCCUGCAGUAUGAGGUGCUUGACGAUGCUACAGUGCAUGUCCUUCAAGGUUGAAGGGUAUCCCGAGGAUGACUGUGACCUCCAUAGUCAUCGCCCUAACGUUUCUGCGGGUUGCGAGACCAUAACGUGCCGGUUCAGUAGUGCGCUUGCCAGCAAGGCGACCAAGGUGGAGAUCAGGCCUGGGGAGUAUGCUAAGAAUGCUAUAUGCGUGUCUAGAGGGGUGGAUGCUGCCAAGGCCUUAUCAGUAGACUCGGACGUCCGUAAUGGUAUUCCAGGUUUCUAUACGGUGAAUGCUAUGGCGAGGAAGUUCCGAUGGGCUGAUGUACUGAACAAACGCCGACUGACUUUGACGCCUCACCUGGAGGGGUGUCAGUCAAUUUGCAGAGGGAAGAAGCAGUGUAAGACUGGCACGUGGCAGUCUUGUGGGGCGCUCAAGGAUGUAUGCUCUGGAGGAACAAUGAGGAAUCCUGAGAUGAACAAAACUUGCGGGUACGGCAUGGGAGCCUGUACUGGUAUAGUGGUAAGUGAGGACAGAGCCCCAGAGGAUUACCCUGACAAUAUGGGUGUAUGCAAGCUAGCUUCGGCGGUCUCCCAUGCUAUGUUCAACUGUGGAGCCACGUCCUCUUCUGCUGGGUGCUAUGCCUUUGAGAAGGGCCGUGACAAUUUCGUUAUAAUGAGCAGCUACGCUUCGCCUUUUAUUGAGGAAGAUGCCUCAUCUAAGGUGAACACCAGCCUUAUAGAAUUCGAAGGGGAGAAGGGGGCAUACGGCAAAGUGCUGGACUUGGAUGCCUGUGAGUACUACUGUGAGAAGGACCCUCUCUGCACGUAUGGUCACUUCGCGCCGAAGGGCAUUGGCUUUGGUGACUGCUAUCUCACGCACAGUACUGACGUGGACACGAUAGACACUUCUACUAUCGAGAACCGACCGAUCCUGGAGCCUAGAGGAUGGAGUGUUAAGCGAUGCGAUGGAGUGUGCGUAGUGUUUAAGAAAGUGGUCGCACAGGAUGAGGGCCAAGCUGUGACGAAUAAGAUUGAUGAAGUGAUAGACACCGAGGAGCAAGAAGUACAACCAGACGUUGUACGCUCGAGGGAGGAGGAACCUCUUGUUGGUGAUGGGAGGAAUCAAGGUGUUGAGUUACUGGAGGGCUGGGGGCUGGUCGGAGGUGGUGCUCAGUUUUUCUUUACCAAAACACUCCGAGAUAUGCUAACAACAUUGAGCGCCCCUGAGGAGGGGCAGCAGCCUACCUCUUCGUGUUCUUCCUCUCCAUCAUCACCGCCUGUCCCGGAGUGCCCCCCACUCUCCAGCUCCCAACAGGGUGCCUCUCUUCCUUAUGGGGAGGCUUUCAAGCGACCACGACUGGACAGUGAGCUGAUGAAAUCAGCGGCCUGUAGUCCUGGGAGGGCCGGAAAUGCCCUACAGCUCCUCGCUGAUUACAGUACGCAUAACCCGACUGCUGUUGGGGAUGUCAUGAGACCGUCUAAGAAGCCGCUAUCGUCCUGGUACUUGCAGUGCAUUGAGGAGGAUAUUGUUGUAGCUAAGAGGUUGGUAGAACGUCGUCGGCUUCCCUUGAGGGGCCUUAUUCCGGCCCGACAAGACUUGGCAACAGCUGAGGAGCAUCUAGUCUUCCUGGAGGGUCUCAGAGACCACGGCCGAGAUUGGAAUACUAUUACGAGCUACAUACCGACUAGGACCACUAAGCAAGUGAGGUCGCAUGCACAGAAGUAUUUCCAGGAUCUAGACCGUCGCUGGGAGGAUGAGCAGGAGGAAGACGGUGAGGGUCAGUCGAGAGGGUCACAACCAGAAGCGCUGAUACAACAUGGAAGGAAUGACCGUAGUCUCCAUCAAGAUGAGGAACGCCAGAAGGCGAUAGAGGAGCUUCUGCGCUCACUGAAUGUGGCACGUCCCGUCGAGGACACAGGACCUCCGGGGAAUAUGGAAGAUAGCUCGGGGUGGAACCAACGACAUGCGGACGUUAUGGCGACGAAACUCUCACUGAAGAGGGCUGUUGAAGCGGUAUCUGCUAGAUCCGGGGACUCCAUGAGGGCUAUGCUGGGGCCAGCCUCGGGCAUGGAGUCGGCAGAGAUGUCCUCUAGUAACCUAGAACUGGCUGCGUUGGCCGCAGUAGCAGCGAAUCUCACGUCGCUCAAGCGAGGGGUUCAAGACGGGGAUGCCCGUGUUGCUGCUGCUCCGUUUACCCAAGGUAUUGACCUCUCCGCAUUGGCAGCUGCUGCUAGUGCCAUGUCCUCCAGUAACGGUGGUGAGGAGCAGAGGUCACCUUCCCUCGGCUUGGAGACGGCUCGUAGUAUCGGCCUGCUCACGGGAGGAGAUGUAUUGGCCAUGGACAGCCACCUCACUUUUGUUGGUAUGACCAAUAAUAUGAAAAGUGUACUUAACCACUUCACGAGUGCCUUAACACCAGCAACUGGUCCCUACGAGGAGGUCACAGCCUGUGUGAGGGAUGUCGAGGCUCAUCUACAUGAGUGCCGAGCGUGGGCUCCUAUAAUGACAGAGAAACUACACUCGACGGGGCAAGAGCUGUAUGCAAGGACUUCUAUGCUGUUCGAGAAGUAUAUGGACAGCAACAAUAGUUCUCCGGAGGGGGCUAGCCCUAGCCAUAACAACGUACAGGAUUCCCACGUUGUACGAUGUUCAUCGCACUCUCUCAGCAGGCUUGUCACACAUCUGGUCAUCCACAUUGUCCUAUCUCGACAGGUCUUGCAGGCGAUAUCGUUUCGAGGCAGUUUAGGACCUCGACAGAGAAGUGUGCAACUGCAAUUUGGGUCAGACCGAGCCGUCGCUCCCAGCAAUAGACGACCGGACCUACCGGUUACCACGGCACUCACAUUGCGGUUAUCUGAGGCUAGCCGUACAAAGACAUCAAGCGUUCCAACCCUGCCGUGCCACACUGAGCUCUCAGCUGAGGACAUUGUCGACGUGAAUCAGGAUCCUGUUACUAGGAUUUCCUGCAAUACGACGAGCGUCGCCGUUAAGAAUGAUAAAGUGCAUCGUCCAUUCUGCUUCGGCUUCAAAGCCUCAACCAACGCCUCCACUCAGUUGCCCUCUCCAUUCGUCGAAGUGGAACUCAAGGCGCCUUACGUUAUUCGAGCUUUUCAGUUCGAACCUGUGCAUGCGUCCGAUCCAGAUGCCGACAACGAGGGCAGCACUAAGAAAAUCAAGCAACCGUUGCCGAAGUCGAUCAAGCUGAACGCCGCGAUGGGUGUGCACGCCUUCCAGUGGUACCGAGACUUACAGGCCCGAGAACACUCCGUCGCCUGGACCUCACUAAGUACAGAGCCUGAGGGCCCCCACACAUCCAACGCUGACGUCGAUCUCGAGACAGACUUCCGAGGGCAUCUCCUGAGAAUUUGGCCUCGGGCAGAGUUGACCAGGAGAUCCGAUAUGAUGAGAGCAUCAUUUCAAAUGAAACUUUACGGAUGCCCAGUGAAAGAUACCCGGACGAUGCAGCUUCGGUUCAGAUCAAGCUUCAAUUCGAUACGGAACAAGUUCAAGAGUCUUGACAUAUUCCGGAAGGAGCUCAUCAGUCACAUUUGCAGGUUACUCACGUUGUCUACUGCCUCAGCGACAACGACGUGCAGUCGGAUACUUUUCAUCGAUGUCUCUGAGAAGUCUGCUGCUGAGUUCGAGCAUCAUCGGGAAGAUCAUAAAGUAGUCUCCCAGAGGAUACAGAGUUACGAGCCCUCGAAAGACCACAUACCAAACGUGGUGGUGAACUUGAGGGUACUCCCGCCAGUGGCACAAUGUAUCGAUUGCCGUGAGUGUUUUAUACUGCCGGAAUGGGUGACAGACGAUACGCCAUACUUCUGCUCUAAAGUACAGUGCAAUGCCGAGCAAGACUGCGUGAAUGGUGUUUGUAUCGACAGGAUCGGCCGGGCCCAUGAUCGUCUAAGGACGCUCCCGGCCCUAUCCGAGUCGCAUAGCCGCUUCGAAUCUGCCGAUUUGAUCAACUGGGAUAGGGAGGAUGGAGCCGACAAGUCGAGGCCUUUGAUAAGUAACUUCGGAGCGGACAUUCCCAAAUAUCGAUACGACGAUACCUUGCUCCAGUUGAAGCCGUUACCCUUGAUAAAAGGAGCUGAUGAGCCUCCUCAGGCUCACUUCGUCACUCCCCAAUCUCUGAAGCCCUCUUCCAAUGGUGUUGGCGAGACUGCACUGGAAUUCCAGUCGGAGGCCGAGCCCGCGAGUUCUGAUAAGGCGUUCCACAAGCGCUAUACGAUGUCCCUGAUCAUAGCAGGGUCCCUCCUAGGACUGCUGAUCCUUGCCGUAUCCGUACGCAAGGCACGUGGAAUGAGCUUAGCUUGA